Thlaspi arvense is the source of this 5445-nucleotide messenger RNA. The record is from the annotation of a GenBank genome assembly. NCBI's taxonomy places the organism in Eukaryota, Viridiplantae, Streptophyta, Magnoliopsida, Brassicales, Brassicaceae.
AUGGGAAACUCUUUUGGUGCUGAAAUUUCCGGGAAAAAUAAAUCAUUAGAUAUUCAGAGUCUGUACAAAUCUAGUGCCCCGAAGAAAAAGGGGAGUAAAAAGAGGAAGGGUGGUGCAGAGGAUGAUGGUGAGAUUAGGAAGAAGAAGAGAAAGAUUCGGAAAGAGGUGUCAUUAAGUAGUUUGGAGGCAGUUGGCGAGAAAAGUAGGAAUACUAUAGAUGAAUCCUGUGGUGAUGGGUUGAGUUUGGAUUUGCCAGAUUCAGGGGGAUCAGAUUCGACGUUGAGUCAGAAAUUGGAUGUAGGUAGUGGGUUGAACAGAAUUUCGCACAAUUUGGAUAAUAGCUCUAAUGUUGUUAAAGUUCCUAAGCGACGCCGAGGUUUUGUGGGACGCAAGAAAUGUGACAGAAAGGAAGUUUCUGGGCCACAGGGGCCAUUUUCCAGCAGAAUCAGUGGUUCUGGUAAUCAGAUUUCCAAGUUAAGCAGUGAAUCUGGCAAAUUGGAAGACGGUGCUGUUUCAAAGAGGUUGAAGCAUCCUUCUGGUGGAGCGUCUCCUGGGAAUCGUUUAUCUAAAUUAAAGGCUGAUUCUACUGGGGAGCUGGGAUAUGAUGACUUCAAGGAAAACAAGAUUGCUAGAGCAGGUUCAGCUCAUAAAGACAAGGUGGAAAAUGGCCACCCUGUUGUAGGUAAUGAUGAUGGAUCUUCUAGAAAGCACCUUGGCAUUCACAGCAAAAGUAAGGACUUGGCAUCAGGCAGUGAAAGCCUUGGAAAGACAGUUGAGCAUCUGGAUGAUAGUUUGAUCAAGAAACAUGAUGAUUUGAAGGACAAACAGAUUGCUGUAGUGAGUGCAGCUCAGCAUGACAAAGUAGAAGAUGGUCAUACAGUCCUAGAUAAUGGUGAUAUGUCUUCUUGGAAGCAUCGGGGAACACGCAGGAAAAAGGACUCGGCUUCAGGCAGUGAAAGCCUUGGAAGGACAGUUGAGCCUCCGGAUGAUAGUUUGAUCAAGAAACAUGAUGACCUGAAGGACAACCAGAUUGCUCAAAUAAGUUCAUCUCAUCAUGACAAAGUCGAAGAUGAUCAUCAAAUUGUAGAUAAUGGUGAUGUAUCUUCAAGGAAGCACCGUGGAACUCGGAGGAGAAAGGACUUAGCAUCAGGCAGUGAAAGACUUGGAAAGACAGUUGAGCCUCCAAGUGAUGGUUUAAUUAGGCAAUAUGAUGAUUCCCAAGAUGAAGAUGAGGAAAACCUUGAACAGAAUGCAGCUAGGAUGCUUUCUUCUCGAUUUGAUCCAAGCUGCACCAGGUCUUCAAAAAGUAGAUCUUCUGGAUCACCUAGUAGAAAUGGGUUAACUUACUUUAUGCCUUCUGAUGAGGAUUUUGUUAGUCGAGGGGUGAACUCAUCUGCUGGCUUGGAGUCGGCAUCUGGAGAUACUGCUAGCAGAGUAUUGCGACCCAGGAAAAGUUACAAAGAGAAAGGUCUGUUAAGGAAACGGCGGCAUUUCUAUGAGAUUCUUUCCAGGGAUGUCGAUGCAUACUGGGUAUUGAACAGGCGAAUUAAGGUGUUUUGGCCAUUGGAUGAGAGUUGGUAUUAUGGACUUGUCAAUGAUUAUGAUCCUGAAAGAAAGCUUCAUCAUAUUAAGUAUGAUGAUCGAGAUGAAGAAUGGGUGAACCUUCACAAUGAGAGAUUCAAACUCUUGCUUCUCCGCAGUGAAUUUCAUUCCAAGACAGAUCCAGAAAAAGCUACCUUAAGCAAUAAUCAUCAGGACAACGAUUCAACUAAAGAUGUUGAUGAUAGCCUGAUAGGUAGCGGUAUGGAAUCAGAGCCUAUCAUCUCAUGGUUAGCUCGUGCUUCUCGUCGGGUUGGCUCUUCUGCUCUUGGUGUUGCAAAAAGACCAAAAACAUCCCAUACAUCAACAAAUCAUUUGCCGCAUACAUUGCCUACAAAGUCAGAUGAUGUGCACGGGUGUUCUGACAUUGAUUCUUCAGAGAGGAAUACAAGGAAUCAAUCUUGUCAUUCUGCAUUGCUAGACAAAUGCACUGAUUCCAGCAGAGUGUUGGAUAGCAAUGGCACCCCAAAAGAUGGAAAACUACCUGUUGUUUAUUACAGGAGACGGUUUCGGAAUAGACCCAAAAUGUUGUCUGAUAUGCUUGAGAACAAAAAUGUAUGUGGGAGAGGAGCUGCCGCUUCUACCUCUUCUGCUCCCAUUGUUCAUUGCUCCCAUACUUCUGGAGAAUUUGAUUUUUCUCUUGAAGCCAUGGAACCUGAGGGCUUAUUGUGGUCAUUCGAUAAUUCAGGCUUGUUGAGAUUGACUGUUCCUUUGGGGAAAUUUAGACAAUUCAGGUUUCUGUUGGGCUUCACUGUCCCUGUCUUCAGGUACAAUUUUGGUUUAGAUAACUCUUGGAUGCUCCAUGCUGUACUGCAGCUGCAAUAUGGUGCUGUUAUAAAUACAUGGCCUAAGGUUCUUUUGGAGAUGCUUUUUGUCGAUGAUAUUUUUGGCUGCUUGAAGCAGGCCAUGGCCUUUGUUUUUAUGGUCCUAAGAGUAUUUUGUCAACCUGAUGAACAGAGGAGCUAUAUUGAUGUGCAAAUGCCAGUAACUUCAAUCAGGAGGCAGCACACUUUUGCAUUCUAUGGCUUCUCCAAAGUGAAAUACUCAAAGUGGUUGUACUUAGAUGGUAAACUCCAGCGACAAUGUUUGCUUACUAAGCAACUGCCUUUGUCAGAGUGCACAUAUGAUAACAUCAAGGCAUUGGGAGGUGGUAGUAAUCAGUCAUCCACUAGUAUGAGCUGCACGAAGCCAGCACUUGAGAGUUUACAGGAGAAGUCUAUGCAGGAUAUUGUGCCCAAGGGGGCAAUUGCUUUCCAGGAACCCUCUAGUGUAGUGAUGAAUCAGUGUUCUACCUCUGAUGCAAGGCUUGGAAAGCUUCUACCUUUUUCUCUGUCUUUUGCUGCUGCACCUACUUUCUUCCACAGCUUGCAUCUCAAGAUACUUAUGGAAAAUUGUAUUUCUUCCAUCAGUCUUCAGGAUAAUGGCUCAAUGUAUGCACUUGACCAUUCUGAAGCUGGAGGACAUGCAAUUUCUCAUGGCUGCAGUCUAAGUCAAGAAUGCUCUAAGGGUCUUUCAGAUGUCACUCUUGAGGCUAAUCCAAGAACCUCGUUGAUGGAAAAUAAAUCUUCUGGAUGGUCGCCGAGGGCCAAAUCUCAGGUAGCGACAGAGACUAUCUCAAAAUGCAUUGAUUAUCCUGAGACCAGCUCAUCUCAGGAUUUCCCAAAUGGCAAGUUUAGCAUGGAUGGAAAUCCUUUGAGCUCCAGAGACACUGGAGAAAUGGCCAGUUCUGUAGUUACACAACCACAGAAUUGGGGAUGCAAUCGCACAGAUUCGAAACAAUUUGUUGGGCUGUCCCAGCCUUCUACCAAAGAUCAGGUUUUUGUGGAUUUGCCUGACUCCAGUCAUUAUUCUGGUUUGACAGGUUUGAGUGUCAAAAUUCCCUCAGUGGACCAAGUUGUAAGGCCUGCUUCUGGUAAAACAUCUCUAGGGGCGCAAGGUGCCAAUCUGGCUCAGAAUAUGACUGGCAGCAGUGUCUGUAGUCCCUACACCACUGGUCCUAGAAGUAUGUGGCACCGCAACAACAAUAUCUCAACUUCUUCAUCUGGAGAUGUAUUGCCGGGAUGGCCUGAUGGGAAGACAGAUUUUAUGUGCAGUGGUUUUGGCAAUGGACCCAAGAAACCAAGAACCCAAGUUCAAUACACUUUGCCUUUUGAAGGUUUUGAUUUUAGCUCAAAGCAAAGAAUAAAUAACCAAAGAGGACUUCCUUUCAGACGCAUUAGGAAAUCUAGUGAGAAAAAGACAACAUGUGCUUCUAAAAGUUCACAAAGAAAUGUGGAGUUGUUGGCUUGUGAUGCAAAUGUUUUGAUCACAAUUGGGGAUAAGGGAUGGAGAGAGUGUGGAGCUCGUAUUGUUUUAGAACUUGCAGAUCAUAAUGAAUGGAGACUUGCAGUGAAGCUUGCUGGGAAUACAAAGUAUUCCUAUAAAGCGCAUCAAUUUCUGCAGACUGGUUCAACAAACCGUUUCACUCAUGCUAUGAUGUGGAAAGGAGGAAAAGAUUGGGCCCUGGAGUUUACUGAUAGAAGUCAGUGGAUGCUUUUCAAAGAGAUGCAUGAAGAGUGUUACAAUAGGAAUGCUCGUGCUGCUUCAGUUAAGAACAUUCCUAUUCCUGGAGUUCACCUUAUAGAGGAAUUUGAUGAUGCUGGAACAGAAGUUCCAUUUCCUCGCAGCUUCUCCAAGUACAUUCGGCAGGUUGAGACUGAUGUUGAUAUGGCUAUGAAUCCAUCACAUGUUUUAUAUGACAUAGACAGUGAUGAUGAGCAGUGGAUUUCACAGUACCAAAAGUCUAAAAACAGUCAUGAGAGUUGUGAAGAGAUUUCUGAAGGAUUUUUUGAGAAGAUUAUGGACAAGUUUGAAAAAGUAGCAUAUGUCCGGCAGUGUGAUUUCUUUACAGCUGAUGAAAUUGAAGAGUUCAUGGCUGGGUUAGGGCCUAUAGAAGUGAUUAAAGUCAUCCAUGAGCAUUGGCGACUGAAGAGACAAAAAAAAGGGAUGCCAUUAAUUCGUCAUUUACAGCCACCAUUAUGGGAAAGGUAUGAACAGCAAGUGAAAGAGUGGGAGACCGAAUCAAACAGUAUGCUCUCAAAUGGAUGUCAGGAGAAGGCUCCACCUGUGGAAAAACCACCCAUGUUUGCUUUUUGCUUGAAACCUCGGGGCUUGGAAGUACCAAACAAGGGUUCAAAACAAAGGUCACAGAGGAGAUUUCCAGUUUCUAGUCAUAGCCGUGGCAUCCUGGUUGAUCAGGAUGUUCUUCAUUCUUUUGGGAGGAGAUCAAAUGGAUUUGGUUUUGGAGAUGAGGAAGUUGUGUUUCAGGGAAAUGGCCAUGAAUCUUCAGAUGCUUCCCCAGUUUUUCAGGCAUCAGCUAGGGCAUUCUCACCACGAGAUGCCACUGGCUCUGGACAUUUCUCAUUGAGUGGUGAUUGGUCUGAGUGGAAUCAUCGCCCAAAACUUUAUAGGAACAAGUCUAGAAGGAUGGGGACAUUUCCCUCCCCCCGAAAUGCACAGAUGACAGCAUCAUACAAUCAGAGAACAGGUUACAGGAAUGGGGUUCAUCAGUGGAAUGUACGCAUGCCUGAGUGGCCAAACCAGAAGACCUACCUACCUGAAGUAUCUAUGAGGCAUGGCAUUGAACAAUUGGAUGGUUCAGAUAUUGAUGAGUUCAGAUUGCGUGAUGCAUCUGGUGCAGCUCAGCAUGCCCUUAACAUGGCUAAGCUCAAGAGGGAAAAGGCUCAGAGGUUGCUCUAUAGGGCAGAUCUGGCUAUUCACAAGGCUGUGGUUGCACUGAUGAAUGCUGAGGCUAUCAAAGCUUCUCAUGAGAAGUCGAAUGGCAACGCAUCAAAUGAUUCUGGAUGA